Cataglyphis hispanica is the source of this 1736-nucleotide messenger RNA. Its product is annotated as nuclear receptor coactivator 5-like. The record is from RefSeq and is a predicted model, not a curated record. The coding region runs from base 626 to 1090 and encodes 154 amino acids. Lineage: Eukaryota; Metazoa; Arthropoda; Insecta; Hymenoptera; Formicidae. The transcript has 3 exons.
UCCGCAAAUCUUUCGAUUUCUCGUGAGUUUCGUUCCAGUUCCAAUCAUCGAAACGUCAUCCGCGCGCGAAAGUGACAGCUCCGAGUGGUGUGCCUCAGUCCCUGGAGAACAUCGGAGGACACGACGCUCGGAAGAGAAUUUCUUUACAGAUAGCCGUAUCAACUCCACCGCACAACUCACUUCCCCGAAGUUAGCAUACCAUCCUCGUUAUCAACAAUACGUCAACGGUAUUCCUCGUUGUACUUGCAACAGUAACGGUGGGGAUACGCGGAUCUCUCAAAACGAAAAUCGCAAGUGGUCGAAAGAGGAGCUCGAAGUCAGAAACGAGCAGUGGACGCGGAAGAGUCGGGUCGUGAGAGUUCCGGGCGGUAUAGCCUUUGAUUGUGAUGUGGUGGAGCCCCCCGGGGGGCCACGGGGGCAGGAGGUCAGAGGAAGAUCGGUCGUGAGGGCAACAAGCACGGCUCGGCUGCCUCGAGGCGAGAUCGCCGGUAGGGCGGAGGAGGAGGUAGGAUGGUGUGACCUCCGGCGUCAUCCCGCCCAACGCGGAGGUGGUGCUGGAGGUGGCGGAGGUGGCGGUGGAGUCGAGCAGCUGCUGCCCGACUCGGAGGAAGAGGAGUCGACGGCGAUGUCGAGGCAGCUUCGAGGUGAACGGGACCACGUGAGCCGCGAUUACCAAGAGGGCUACCUCGGUGACUUUCGGGAUUUGCGCGAUCUCAGGGAUUUCAGGGACUACCAUCGAGACCCACUCGGAGACAUCAGAGACGAUCGGGACGGUCAGGGACUCAGAGAAGGACCCGUUACCGGCAGGACUUAUCGAGACGACUAUCCGGAAGAGUACGAUCAUCGUCCUACCGUUGCAUCUACCUCGGCGAAUCUCACCAACAAUCCGGGUGGGACGUAUUCUCGCUACCGUGUUUGCUGUAUCUUCUCAUUUGUAGCUGCAUUCAUCGUCCGUUCUUUCCCGCUGUUCGCUUCUCGAGAGUCAGACUCGCUAAUGAGAGGGACGAGAACCCGGAGGGCGAGAGAUGACGGAGAUGACAAGGUGGAAAAUGGAAUCUGCCCUCUCGGACGACGCUUUUUUAGCGAGUGAAUAUGACUCACGAUAUGCGAAAAUGGGUCAGUUCUCUACGCGAUAACGCGAUUCCGAUAUAUAAAUUUGCUCGAAUAUAAUAGAAACUGUCAUUUAUUUAGUUUUUAGCAAAAUGCAAAUAUGAUAAAUAAUUCAUUUAAUUUUAUUACCUUUUAAAAAAUUAUAGAUAUCUUACAACAUAAUAUUACACAACUCACUUUUAUAUUUUGCAAUUAAGAGAUGCUGUCAUAUUCAUCGCGAGGCCACGAACGCAAAAUUAAAAGUAUUUUUGUUUGAGCAACGGUACCUCGUGGAGAGAUUAAGUGAUUUUUUCGUGGCUCGCGAGAUGAGUUGUCAAGUUGAAUCUGAUGUUUGUAAUUACACUGAUAUAUAUCUUCGCAUAAUCAUACUAUUGCACGGCUGUUCGUGCGAGUUGUUCGACUAUGGCGAGCAAUUAUUUUGCUGUCAUUUGAUUUGUCCUAGUCAAGUCGAGAAUGUCGAAUGAUUUGAUUUCUUUUAGUCUCUUUAAUAUUGAUAUACUUUUGUUUGUAGAUCUUAAAUCUACACUUUAUCUUCAAAAAUUGAAAUUAAUUCUGCAUUAUUUAAUUAAUUUUUUUAAUAUUUAAAUUGUGUGUAUUGACAAGUUAUGCUUCUUUUUUAUUAUCAA